AUGGGAAAGGUCCUUUUUGAAGAUGAAUGGUGCAAAAUCACACCUGAUCAUCUCGUGAUCAAAUGUUACUACUUCCCUAUAGGAAGGAGAAAGAAAAUUGACUCGACAACAAUCAGAGGAGUGUACUAUGUUGCGCAAGAUCUUGCUGACCAAUGGUAUAAAGUCAAAGGAUGGGGAAUGGCCAUAACUCCGUGUUGGUGGGCGUGUGAUACACUCAGGUGCUGUCAUGGCUCUUCUAACACAUAUUACAAUGUCGUCAUAGACUGCGGAGAACAAACCUACAAAGGAUUCACCGUUAUCAAAAUUUCGGAGUUUCUUCGGCAGCUCAAGCUGGUGGCACCGCAUGCGCUUUAUCUAAAUGAGUUGCCUUUUUGAUUUACCGUGUCCAUUUAUCGCAUGUGCAUAGUCAUACGCAUUUAGAGCAAUAUACUUCAGUGAGGUUAUGAGAUAAUUGACUUCGCUUGUAGAAUUGGUACCUCUUCAUGCAUGAGUCUAAGAUGUCCACUGAUGUGAUGGCACUUAAUUUUUUAUUGUCGUAUAAUCACUGUGUUCAAAGUAAACCCUAUGUUGGACGAAGACGCAAAGGCAAUAUUAGCGA
Messenger RNA from Cylicocyclus nassatus, 598 nucleotides. Lineage: Eukaryota; Metazoa; Nematoda; Chromadorea; Rhabditida; Strongylidae. The record is from the annotation of a GenBank genome assembly.